Molecule: messenger RNA, 1962 nt
Organism: Penicillium arizonense
Lineage: Eukaryota; Fungi; Ascomycota; Eurotiomycetes; Eurotiales; Aspergillaceae
Exons: 3
Coding region: 1-1962 (653 amino acids)
Source: RefSeq, a predicted model, not a curated record
AUGCCUCCCUUCAAGGAUGAGCAUAUUUUGCUAAUUGCGCCGGGUUCGCAAACGACCCUGGCCCAGCUGGGUUUGCCCGAAACGUUCACGCCCGCGCGAUUCCGAUUCCCAACACGCAUGUUCCCCGCCGAGAAGAAGGGAGAAUUUGAACCUUACCGUGUCAAUGAGAGGCGCCAGGAGAUUAAGGUCAAGAAUGGCACAGAGGCGCCGAAGGAAGACGUGGAAAUGAAGGACGCUCAACCCUCUGCGGCCGACGCUCCAAAGACCGAACCCACCGAGAAACCCGAAGGCGAGGGUGACGGUGCCCAGAACAAUGGUGAAGCUACCAAGACUGUUGAAGAGGUCUUCUACGAAGAGGAUGUGAUGUCCGACAAAGACGCAAUCUAUCCCAUUGAGAACGGGCGCAUUGUCGACUGGCCUUGCUUCUUUGCUCUUCUCACUCACAUUUACAACACCUUGAGCCCACCUUUCCACACUCCAAUCAUGCUCAUCACCGAGCCUGUCUGGUCUGCGCGCGACCGCGAAGCAAUCACCCAAUUCGUUUUUGAGAAGUUCAAGGCUCCAGCAUUCAGUCUUAUGGACUCUGCGCUUGCGGCUUGUUACGGCUACGGUGUACCCACAGCUACCGUUGUCGAUGUCGGCAAGGGCAAGGUUGAUGUUACUGCUGUUACCGAUUUCGCAGUCAACGAGCACGGCAGAGGUAUUGCCCUGGAGGGCUGCGGUGGAGACUCCAUGACGGAUCGCCUUCUCGAAUUGCUGGGUCCCAAGGGAUUCACUAGAGAGAUGUGCGAGCAGCUCAAGCGAAGCAACAUUACCGAGAUCCUUCCCCCCGGAACUCCACUUCCUGGAGACGCUGCCACCGCGCGCCAGGGUGCGAACCCCGCUGCUGCUGCCUCGACUGGAGGAGCAGAUAGCAACGAUUCUGCCCCGCGUGGUCCAGGAGACGGCACCCAAACUGGUACAGAGGGUAGUAAUGAAGAAGACGAGGGUGUCCUCGAUGUCGCUGCAAUUGUCAGCGGUAACACGACCGAAUAUCUUGCCAAUAUUGAGAAGGAAAAGACGACGACAAAGAAAGGAGCAGCCGAUCCAAAGCAAGGCCGUCUUCCCAACUCGAAGAAAGAGAAGGCUUCAUUCCAGUUCGAAGAAUUCGUGCAAUUGGAAGGACAGGAUGCAGCACCCAACGAUUCUCGACAGUACAUCCGUCGACAACGAGAGAUUGAGGUCAGCAUUGAGCGUUUCCUUCUCACUUCGCCUCGUUUAAAGAACGGAGACCGCCUCACCAGCGGGAUUCUUGAGGACAUUGCCACACAAAUUCACCAUACCAUUAUUGCUGUUCCUGAUGCUACAAAACGAAGCGAGCUUUGGGACUCUCUAAUCAUUGUUGGAUGUGGAAGCAAGGUCAAGGGCUUCACUCAGGCUUUGCUCGGUGUCAUCCAACAAAAGUUCAUUCUUUCUCCUUCUGGCACGAUUUUCACCUCUGAAAUCCCCUCUACUUUCACCACUCCUGCUCCCACCGGCGCCAACACACCCUCUCAUAUGGGCCAAUCUGGGAUGAUGUACCACCCCGCAGCUCCCGGCGUGAACCCUCUUCUCGUUGCUGCUACUCACAACAACCCCGGUAUACCCGGUAUGCCCGGCACUCCUGGGAUGGAUCCCAACACGGUACACUACCGCUCAACCGGUCAUUCCCAGACCCCCACUUCUGUCAAGACUCUGAAGCUUCCUGAGUAUUUCCCCGACUUCAAGGACCACGGCAACAGCAACGCCCCCGGUGCCAGCGGAGCCAAUUCCACACCCGGGUCAUCCCAGGGUGGCCACGGCAUGGAGGAAGCCGUUUUCCUCGGUGCUCAGAUGGCUGCCAAGGUCUUCUUCGUUCUUGAUCAGGGUCUCAGCAAGGGCUACAUGAGCCGGGUUGAGUACAACGAGAGCGGACCAUCCGCCAUUCACGAAUAUAUCUUGUAA